Emericellopsis atlantica is the source of this 762-nucleotide messenger RNA. Its product is annotated as CHRD superfamily protein. Bases 187 to 762 code for a protein of 191 amino acids. The transcript has 2 exons. The record is from RefSeq and is a predicted model, not a curated record. NCBI's taxonomy places the organism in Eukaryota, Fungi, Ascomycota, Sordariomycetes, Hypocreales, Bionectriaceae.
UUACAGCAUGCCAAUUGAUCUGUUGAUCGGGGGAAUGGAGACUAGAACGACCUUGGACUGAGCUCAGGAUGUAUAUAAGGCGCUGGUUCUCCGGUACGGACAUCGAACAUCAUUCCAUCGCUUCAACCACCGCCAGUCUAGCAAUCUCCCAUCCUCCACACGAAACCUUUCAAACCCUUCGUCAAGAUGAAGUCUGUUGCAGCUCUUGCCCUCGUCGCCCUUGCCGGGGCCUCACCCAUGGCCCGCGAUGCCAACGGCAUCGCUACCCGCGGCGACCACAAGAUGGCAGGCCCCUUUACCUUCACAUCCACCUUCAACGUGAUCGCCAGCCCGAACCAGGUCGUCAACUCGGAUAACGAAUAUACCGGUGGUCUCGAGGGCUGCACGGGUCAGUUCAACUUUGGCAUCAACUCGCACGAGAAUGUCAUCUGCUACAACAUCACCAUCGACGGAUUCCAGGGAGACUAUGAAUCACCCGCUGAUACUGCCACCCACAUCCACGAGGCGAUGGUUGGAAUGUCGGGUCCUCCUCGCAUUGCCUUCCCUAACCCGGUCGAUAUCGGCGAGGGUCGUCGCAACAGCAUUGGCUGCAUCCGGGGACCCUUCACCACAGGUGUGCUCGCUGACGGCACGGACACUGGUGAGGGCUUCCACGUCUCGCAAAUCGAGGAGAACCCGGCUGCCUUCUUCUCCGACACCCACUCCAGCCUUGCUGUGCCCGGUGCUACGCGCGGCCAACUUGGUGGUCCCGAGUGCAAGUAA